Nerophis lumbriciformis (worm pipefish) is the source of this 2010-nucleotide messenger RNA. NCBI's taxonomy places the organism in Eukaryota, Metazoa, Chordata, Actinopteri, Syngnathiformes, Syngnathidae. The record is from RefSeq and is a predicted model, not a curated record.
AUGACUUCACUGUGGUUCACGGACUGGGCACCCAACACGGGAAUGCAGAUGCGCUCUCCUGUAGACCUUGCAGCACCGAAGGCUGUCACUACUGCGACAAGAGGGAGUUGUGAGAGAGCUUACAUUAUCUCCUGCCGGCCUCAGGCUCUGUCUCACUACCGCGACUGCAGUUCACGCACGCUGCUGACCUUCCACAGUUUGUUGCAAUUAGCCACACCCACCAACAACACCUAUAUUAGCAUAACAGUUGGCUCUGUUGCGGCCAAGGUUUCCCCUUCAGCUCAUUGCCAUGCCUAUGACAAUGCUUCUGGAAAGAGACAGCUGGGCACGGAAGGGACGGUGGAGAGCUUUGUCUUCCCAGUGAGCGGCCUGGAAACAGUGGUGGGACUGUACGGCCAAACGCUGGAGAUUCCAUGUAACAAAGAAGCCAUGAACGCGGAAGACGUGGUGAUCACCAAGUGGAAAUAUGACAAAGGAGAUGGCCUCUCAGGAGACCUGCUGGUCAAACAGAAAAACAAAGACGUCUCCAUUAGUGCUACUGAUGAAUACAAGAGCCGCAUCAGUUUGGCGACCAACUCCAGCCUGAUACUGUCUGCCCCCAAGCUGAGUGACCAACGCACUUUCACCUGCAUGGUGGUGGGCAGUUCAGACAUCAGCGAGUAUCCAGUCAACGUCGUCAUCUACAAGGCACCUGCAGGUGUGGAGGUUUCUGACAAGGCGCAGGAGCUGGAGAUUGGCAAAUUUACAAAGCUGGCCACAUGUGUCGCUAAAGAUACCAAUCCGGCAGUCAACAUCACAUGGAUGAGGAACAAUAAACCUCUGGUGGACAGCGGGAAAGGUGUUUCCAUCCGAGCCUCAGUGCAGGUGGACCCCGUGAGCGGCCUGUCGAGCACCUCCUCCACGUUGGAGUACUCAGCCACGAAGGAUGACACCGAUGCCCAGUUCUCCUGCAGCGCUCAGCAUAACUUGGGCAUACAGCUGGAGUCAUCUGCACUCACCUUCACCGUCACAUACUCCACGGAGAACAUUGUGCUGCAGGUACUUGCCCCAGAACCUCUGGUGGAAGGGGAAAACGUGACCCUCAAGUGCGUAGCGGACGGCAAUCCGGCACCAACCAGCUUCAACUUCCACCUGAAGGGUGAAGUGGUUCCUGUGAAAAACACUGAUAGAUACACCCUCACUGCUGUCUCGCGUGAUAUCACCGGUGAAUACAGAUGUUCCCUAAUUGACAACCCAGCCAUGAUGGCAUCCAAGAACAUCACAGUCAAUUACUUAGACAUCAAUUUAAACCCCUCUGGGAAGAUCAUCAAGACAGCCGGGGAGGCCUUGGAGCUAUCUUUCCAGAUCGACUCUUCGGGGGAAUCAAAAGUCUCCUGGACCAAGGACAAUGUCAAGAUGGACAAAGAGCCCACGUUUAACAAGCUGCAGUACUCGGAUUCUGGCCACUAUGAGAGUGAAGUGAAGAUGGGUGCACUUACCGAGAAAGCUUCUUUUGACUUGAUUGUUGAAGGCGCUCCAGUGAUCAAACAGCUGUCCAAACAACGUAGUGAAGAUGGUCAACAUAAAGUCUUGAUUUGUGAGGCCGAGGGCUCCCCAAAGCCAUCUGUUUCUUGGAGCAUCAAUGGCACCUCGCUUGAUGAAAGUCCCUUCAUCAACGGCAAGGUCACACACAAAAUCACAAUUGUGCCCACUGUCAACCUGACCGUCUCAUGCACCGUGUCCAAUGAGUUUGGUGUGGACACGCGAGACAUCAUUGUGUCCUCUCUAUUUGAGGAGGUGAGAGUGGAUAAACGAGACCAAUCGGAGGACGUCGAUCAAACCAAAUUGGUGGUCGGAGUGGUGGUCGGCCUUCUUAUCGCCGCCAUGGUCAUUGGGUUGGCCUAUGGAAUUUACCAGAAAAAAUCCAAGCAAGGCAGCUGGAAGACAGGCGAGAAGGAGAAUGGUUCCUCCGAGGAAGAGAGAAAGCUGGAGGAGAAGGUGGAGGAGAAUAGCCAAAAAGCUGAAGUGUAA